GCGUGCCUUACAAAGCGUCACGAGUUACAGGAAUGAUCAUGGGGUGCUGGGAGAGAAUGACAGUUGUUAGCAAGAAACAACUGCCAUUCAUGAAAUAAUUUAGGAGAAAGUAAGAGUGGGUAGCAACCGGAGGCCGCCAUGGCAAACAUCACGAAGAAAGUGUCAUGGUCCAGCCGAACCGACGAGUCCGGCACACCCGGCGAGGGGACACCGCUGCUCAACGGCUCCGAGCGGGCCAGCCACUCCAGACAGCUGUCUGAAGAAGACAGUUUAUUUCAGAUAGGCAGACUCAGCACAGUGGAUUUGGAGGAGGAGAUAACGUCAGAUGAGGACUCUCAAAGAGGGCGGCUCAAAGAGAUCCCUCACAAUGAGAAGCUGCUGUCACUUAAAUAUGAGAGUUUGGACUAUGAUAACAUUGAAAACCAGCUUUUUCUGGAGGAGGAGAGGAGGAUGAGUUAUAUGGGUUUCCGGUGUCUGGAGAUCAGUCGCUGGGUGGUCUGCGGCCUGAUCGGCUUUCUGACGGGCCUCAUCGCCUGUUUCAUAGACAUCGCGGUGGAGGAGCUGGCUGGGAUCAAGUACCAAGUAGUCAAAGAGAACAUAGAGAAGUUUACAGAGGUAGGUGGCCUGUCUAUCUCCCUCCUCCUCUGGGCUGUCCUCAACUCUGCCAUUGUCAUGAUGGGAGCCAUCAUAGUUGCGUUUUUUGAGCCCAUAGCUGCAGGAAGUGGUAUUCCUCAGAUAAAAUGUUACUUGAAUGGCAUCAAGAUUCCCAGGGUGGUACGACUCAAGACACUGGUGGUGAAAGUGUGCGGCGUCAUUUGUUCGGUGGUUGGCGGUCUUGCUGUCGGAAAGGAAGGGCCCAUGAUUCACUCUGGUGCUGUUGUAGCUGCAGGCGUCUCCCAGGGCAGGAGCACCUCUUUAAAGAGAGACUUCAAGAUCUUUGAAUAUUUCCGGAGAGACACGGAAAAAAGGGACUUUGUUUCUGCUGGAGCGGCUGCCGGAGUUUCAGCUGCUUUUGGAGCACCAGUCGGUGGCGUUCUGUUCUCUCUAGAGGAGGGAGCUUCUUUCUGGAACCAGAUGCUGACCUGGAGGAUAUUCUUUGCCUCCAUGAUCUCCACCUUCACCCUGAACUUCUUCCUCAGCGUCUAUCACAAAAAUCCCGGGGACCUGUCCAACCCAGGUCUCAUCAACUUUGGUCGCUUUCAGAGCGAUAGUGUGGCCUAUAACCUCUAUGAGAUUCCGUUGUUCAUUGCUAUGGGAGCUAUAGGUGGAUUGCUCGGAGCUCUGUUCAACAUUCUCAACUACUGGCUGACCAUCUUCAGGAUCAGGUACGUCCAUCGCCCUUGUUUGCAAGUGAUGGAAGCCAUGUUGGUGGCUGCAGUGACUGCGACAGUGUCAUUCACCAUGAUCUACUUCUCCAAUGACUGUCAGCCCCUUGGGCCAGAGCACAGUGAGGAGUACCCACUGCAGUUGUUCUGUGCAGAUGGAGAGUAUAACUCCAUGGCAACAGCCUUCUUCAACACUCCCGAGAGAAGUGUCCGCAGUCUCUUCCAUAACCAGCCAGGAAGCUACAAUCCUUUGACUCUGGGCUUGUUCACUCUGACCUAUUUCUUCUUGGCGUGUUGGACCUACGGCCUGGCAGUGUCUGCUGGAGUUUUCAUCCCGUCUCUUCUCAUUGGAGCAGCCUGGGGAAGAUUGUGUGGAAUACUGCUGGCCUCUAUUCCCUCCAACGGCUCAAUCUGGGCGGACCCUGGUAAAUAUGCCUUGAUUGGAGCUGCAGCUCAGUUAGGCGGCAUCGUGAGAAUGACUCUCAGUCUGACUGUCAUCAUGGUGGAGGCUACAGGAAAUGUUACGUACGGCCUUCCCAUCAUGCUCGUCCUCAUGACUGCCAAGAUAGUAGGAGACUACUUUGUAGAGGGUCUGUAUGACAUCCACAUUAAGCUGCAGAGUGUCCCCUUCCUACACUGGGAUGCUCCUGCUACGUCCCACUGGCUAACUGCCAGAGAGGUGAUGAGUUCUCAAGUCACCUGUUUGAACAGGAUAGAGAAGGUGGGAACCAUCGUGGACACCCUGAGCAAUACAUCCACCAAUCACAACGGCUUUCCUGUCGUCGUGCAGGUGUCUGGUAGUGAUGAGCCAGCAAAGCUCUGCGGGCUCAUCCUCCGCUCUCAGCUCAUCGUUCUCCUCAAGCACAAGGUGUUUGUGGAGUUGGCCCGGUCACGGCUGACCCAUCGGAAGCUCCAGCUGAAGGACUUCAGGGACGCCUACCCCCGCUUCCCCCCUAUCCAGAGCAUCCACGUCUCCCAGGACGAGAGGGAGUGUAUGAUGGAUCUCACUGAGUUCAUGAACGCGACACCUUACACAGUACCACAGGAAACGUCUCUGCCUCGUGUGUUUAAGCUGUUCAGAGCCCUGGGACUCAGACAUCUGGUGGUGGUGGAUGAUGUAAACAGGGUGGUUGGACUGGUGACCAGGAAAGACUUGGCCCGAUAUCACCUGGGCAAACAUGGACUAGAGGAGCUUCAGCUGGCCCAGACAUAGUACAUACAAACAUUCAUAGUCACAAACUCAUGAACUAUAACCACCUGAUGCCUGAAGCUUUUGACCACCAGCUAUGCAGCCCAAGAGGGGAGCAAAGAGUUCGCUUUUAUUCUUUGAUGCCAAACUGGUCACCAUGACAACACAAGGUGAGUCCCGCUGUUAAAACAGUGAGUGAAAAGGUUUACUGAGAUUAAUUUUGGUUUCAUAUACCUCAUUCAAGACAUUUCAUGAAUGUGGUCAAAUAAAUAAUUAUCAAAAAUACAAUCAAUCACAAUAGUAAAAUAUCAAAAUGAAAAAUUGUGAUAACAAUACAUUUGUGAACAUCCAUCUCAUUUAAUUAGUAAAUGGAAAACCCUUUCCUAUGUCUCUGUGUUCUUACUCCUCAACCUCACAAACAGUUGGUUGUUAGUUCCCUGAAGUAAUAUUGUAAUAAUGCAGAGAUGUAUAAUUAAUCAUAAGUAACAUUGAUUAAUUUUUUUUUUUAUAAUUCAGAUGGAUUCUUUUUGUCUUGCAAUUGAACUAAGUACAACAUUUAAACUGGUUUGAGAACCUGAUUUUGAGAGAGUUUUCAAAUUUAGGACUAGGAAAGCGUUUUCUUUGGCAAUGUUAGCAAAUUAAAUAUUGGCCAUUUGUUGUGUAGUUUUGCACUGAAAUUUUUUUAUUUAUUGUUGAUGUUGAAUAUUUGUUUUAUAUUUAAGUUCGGAAGACAGUUUUGGUUUCACAUCAAAUAAUUCAAGAAAGGAGAGACGACGUAAUUCUCUUACACUUGUCUGAUUUGGCUACAAGAUGCAGUUUGAGGCAGUGUUAGUAGGAGACAGAUCUGUUAUUACAUGUGGAUGUUGAUCCUUCUUCUCUGUCAGAUUUUCUGAGGGCACACACACACACGUUUAAAUGUUUGUAUUAUUGUCAAUAAUAAUAGAUUGGUACGAACAUGAUUUUUUACCCAUUAUCACCAAAUGUUUGCACUUUUACUUACUACUGAAAAAAGUAUAUUGGAAGUCAUUCAUGUCCCUCAUGAAGCUCCACAUGAAUGAAUGUAAACCAUUGCCUACCACACACCUUCUCUUUAAUCAAUUUAUCCUUGCAUUACCUGGUCAGGGUAUGGCACAAAGCACAAAUAUUCUGAUUCAUAAUUAUUUAAUUUUGUCAAUUUGUUAUUCUAACAUCUGUUCAGUUACCAGUGUUGUUUUUUGUGCCCUUCAUUCCUUUUACACAUUUUUUUCUCCAUUUGUGAUCUUUUUGUUGGAACAGUUCUGACUAUGCUCUAAUUUACAACCACUAGUUAAGCAUUGUUUUGAAUGAAUAAAGUCGAAAUUGAUCUAUUGCUA
Messenger RNA from Scophthalmus maximus (turbot), 3866 nucleotides. It is a transcript of the gene clcn7, whose product is annotated as chloride channel 7. Gene Ontology annotation, biological process: chloride transport; transmembrane transport. The transcript is spliced from 25 exons. The record is from RefSeq and is a predicted model, not a curated record. The coding region runs from base 139 to 2538 and encodes 799 amino acids. Lineage: Eukaryota; Metazoa; Chordata; Actinopteri; Pleuronectiformes; Scophthalmidae. Gene Ontology annotation, molecular function: voltage-gated chloride channel activity. Gene Ontology annotation, cellular component: lysosomal membrane; intracellular membrane-bounded organelle.